AUGUACAAUCGUGUCAAAUCUUUCUAUUUUGUAUAUUUCUUUCUUUCCCAGUCGCAAGAGGUAGAAGAAACGCUAAAACGAAUCCAAUCCCACAAAGGUGUUGUAGGAACGAUUGUGGUCAACAAUGAAGGCAUACCGGUGAAAAGUACCCUCGACAACACGUCUACCGUGCAGUACGCCGGCUUGAUGAGCCAACUGUCCGAUAAAGCUCGAUCGGUGGUGCGUGACUUGGAUCCCUCGAACGAUCUGUCAUUUUUGCGGGUCCGGUCCAAGAAGCAUGAAAUCAUGGUAGCACCGGAUAAGGACUUUCUGCUGAUCGUCAUCCAAAAUCCUACCGACUGAA
Molecule: messenger RNA, 343 nt
Organism: Anopheles maculipalpis
Lineage: Eukaryota; Metazoa; Arthropoda; Insecta; Diptera; Culicidae
Gene: robl
Product: dynein light chain roadblock-type 2
Exons: 2
Coding region: 1-342 (113 amino acids)
Biological process (GO): microtubule-based movement
Cellular component (GO): cytoplasm; centrosome; cytoplasmic dynein complex
Molecular function (GO): dynein intermediate chain binding
Source: RefSeq, a predicted model, not a curated record